AUGAGCAACCAGCCCACUCACACGGCAUCCGUCGUGCUGUCUGAAGAAGAAAUGGCAGCAGAUGCUGACGAGCCUCCCGACUUACAGCGCACUCCACGGCCCUCUGCGUUGAAACUUCACGACUCUUUUAAGGCCUCCUUUUCCAAACGGCCUACCACGCAGAGCGAUCGCAAGGAGUCUCUAUUGACCUCCGCACUUCACUCGAACGGAAGCUCCCCAGUUGAAGAACUCCCGGAGAAUGUCGCCCUCCGUCGGGGUAUGUCGUCCGCUUCAUCGUGGAGCAACAAUAGCGCGUCCACCGCCGAGCUCACCAGCGACGGUGGGCUGACGAGCCCAGGGACCAGGACGAGAACGCCCAGCCCUCCCGCUCCUUCGGUACUAUUCCCAAAUACUGCAACUCUAUUCAGUCGCAAGGAUGCCGAGCGACCUGUAUCCAUUGUUAGACACGACGACGACCAUGUCGGACCCACCCAGAAGCCUGCGUCGCCCCCUACGGGUGUGCAGGAUAUAGAGGCUGCAUUGGCACGCAAGAGAUGCAUCAAAUUCGCCUGUAAUAAUAUCCGGCAGGGGAAUUCGAAGCCCGCAACGGAGGCCACGAAGGCACCAGUGCAGUCCGAACCAACGGUAGAGCCUCCAAAAAGAGCAUGCACCAUUAAAUUUGCAUGCCCCACCAAGGUCUCCAACAAUGGCCCGUCCAUGGGCGCAAAGGUACGCGCCGGCAGAGCAAUAAGCCCGGCGCCCCAGGCCCGCAAGGCUCGACCAUCCCCGAAGCCGGCUUCAAAGUUACACCGUGAUUCAAAUUCCACUGCACGCGAUCUCUCUCCGGAAAGCGUGCGAAAGCAAACGCCGAUCAAGAGCCAAGCUCGUCGUCUCAGCAUCAGUUCUGACCUUGGACGUUCCGAAGCAUAUCGUUUCCACGAGUUUGCCGGUUCCGAGGAGGAGGAAGAUGAGUGGCUUCAAGAGUCGACCUGCCACGCAUCUCGUCUCACAGUCCGGGACACUUUGGCAAUAGAGAAUCGACUUCGACAACUCGGAGAGGAGGCAGAAGAAGAAGCAUUGGAUGAGGAAGAAGCUGAGGAUCAGGACGAUGAAGGCGAAGAUGCAGGUGACGACGAGGAUGACGAUGACCUCGAUGACAAUGAUGAGGACGAUGAGGAAGAAUAUGAGUCGGAUGAAGGCUUCCAGACCGACGACGAGGAUGGGUUCGCCGGCUCGGACAACGAGAGCGAUGCGGGUUCGGACUUCGCCUGGUGGGCGCCAGGAGCGGAUUCAACAGCCGCAACCUCGGUUGACUAUAUACGACCAGUCAGUCAACAGAGUCGCAGCCCAUCCGAGUCGUCGAUAAACUCCCGAGCGAGCGAGCAGCAACGCAAUCGGUCGAAGACCAUUGGCACAACUAGGAGGUCACGCCCGGUCAAUAUCCGUGUUCCCAGCCCAGAGCUUCCGGACAGUACGGAUUUCGUCUGUGGCACUCUGGACGAGGAUCGACCUCUUGAAGCAGCAUAUAUGUCCUGUCUGGAGCGACGUCGUGCUGCCAAGCACAAGCUCACCCCUCAAGACAUCGACCCAACGUUCCCCACGUCGGACCCCGAGAUGGACGAGGAAGAUGAGGACGACGAUGAACAGCCUGAUCGCACCGUCGUGGAGGCACAUGAACAUAUGAUGCAGCAUGGACAGAUGGAUCAACUACAUUACGACGGUCGUGGGCGAACUAAGGGAAAGCCCAGGCGCUCUCCUGCUCUGUCUCCCAAGCGGUUGCGGUCUCCGCCUCCUCCCACUCGUGCUGGACAUCGGUCUCCACCUCCUCGGAAACUUUUCGGGCAGUCCCCUCGCCGGUUGCGCUCACCUGCCCCGAACGUGCGUCUAAGGUCGCCGCCGCCAACGCGUCGUGACUCUUCAAAUGUGGUGCAUGUGCUACCACGACGUCCGGGCAUGACGAUCCAGUUCGGUGGGCUUGCUGAGCGCCCUGCAAUGACCAUGUCGUCCUCGGCACCUCGCACUCCCGUCCCCAUCCAUCCUUCCGGAGACUAUGAGGACGAAGAUACGGCUUGCGAACUCCCAAUGCGACGUGCCAUCGAUAUCAAGGUGGGGCUAGAGAAGAGGCGACAGCGUCGCAGAGAGCAGCAGUACAGAAAAGCGCAUCGCAAGGGCGGCAAAGACAAGCGCCCUGCUCCUGGGAAAGGGGUAGAGCGGAUGCGAGAAAUGGGUCUGGGCUUAGCGGCUCACCGUGGAAAGAACAUGGGUUUCGCCUUCGGAAUGCCACCUACGCCCGACGAGAAGGGCAUACAUGUCCUAUCCGUCUAA
Messenger RNA from Westerdykella ornata, 2304 nucleotides. RefSeq lists its product as uncharacterized. The transcript is spliced from 2 exons. The record is from RefSeq and is a predicted model, not a curated record. The coding region runs from base 1 to 2304 and encodes 767 amino acids. NCBI's taxonomy places the organism in Eukaryota, Fungi, Ascomycota, Dothideomycetes, Pleosporales, Sporormiaceae.